UUCCCACUCCAUGGUCUGCGUAAACAGGGUUUUGGAGGACAUGGCCAGCUUAGCCAGGUCUUCAAAGUCCACGGGCUCUAGGAUUCUUGGAGACCCAUUUGAGGUAGCUCGAAGGAAGGGUCCCAACUACCUACUUCCUAGCAUUCUUCCUUUGUAUUUUACUAUUUCUUUCCAAUGUCUAUGUCUUUGUCUCUAGCUGCUUUGGGAUUGUUGCUGUUACUGAGACCGGUGGUUUGGAAGAAGAAGAAAAAGAAAAAAGAAGGGGUUUUGGGUUUGAAAGAGCACUUGGUGAGUGAAAAUGGUGAGGAAUGGAAGAGAACAGACAUGGAUGUGGAAGGAUGAAGAAGAUAGAGAAGAAGAAGAAGAAGAAGAAGCAAGGAUUUCCGGAAUGAAGUUCAAGGCUGAAAUGUAUCCUCGUUUCCAAGGCAGAACUCUCAGACGUCUAAGACAUUUCUGGCAAGUGCUACUUAGUUACCUUGCUCUGUAUGUGUGUGUGUCUCUCUCUAUCUCAGUACUUCUUUAUGAUGGUCAAUUUGAAGAAUUAUCAGCCAGGGUUUUGAUGCUGAGAUCUGCAUUAAACUCAGAUUAUCAUCUUACUUUGCCUAUAUUUGUUCAUCCAAUGCCAUAAUAUUGAGGUGAGUCUUCUUGCUACUUUGAAUGCAUACCAUGUAGUGUAUUACAUUGUAGCUUUGAUGGAAGAAUGCAUACCAGACUUUGAAAGGCAUGGCGUUUAUACAUAUAUUUAAGCAUGGUAUUUUGGAUGCCUUUAUACUUUCCGUAUUUUAUAUAAUAGGGUAUGAUACCUGUUUUUGAUUUAUUCA
Messenger RNA from Ziziphus jujuba (common jujube), 821 nucleotides. RefSeq lists its product as uncharacterized. NCBI's taxonomy places the organism in Eukaryota, Viridiplantae, Streptophyta, Magnoliopsida, Rosales, Rhamnaceae. The record is from RefSeq and is a predicted model, not a curated record. The transcript is spliced from 2 exons. Bases 299 to 628 code for a protein of 109 amino acids.